UCUCACUAAUCACUCCAAAUUUGUACAACAAUAAUUCAUAUAUUUUGGGAACAUUGCGAGAAAAAAAAAAGGAAAAAUGGGUGUUUUUAUUCUUUCUUCUCCAAUAAAUUUUGCAACUUUAAUUCUACUUUUCUUUGCUAAUGUUUGGUUGUGUCAUGGAAUCACAAGACACUAUAGAUUUGAUAUAAAGUUGCAUAAUGUGACACAUUUGUGCAAGACAAAGAGCAUAAUCACUGUGAAUGGGAAGUUCCCUGGGCCAAGAAUCAUUGCUAGAGAGGGUGACCGAGUCAUUGUACAAGUUGUAAACCAUGUCAAAAACAAUGUUUCUAUUCAUUGGCAUGGUAUUCGACAGCUCGGGAGCCAAUGGGCAGAUGGUCCGGCUUAUGUAACACAAUGUCCAAUCCAGACAAACCAUAGUUAUGUGUACAACUUCACAAUCAAAGGUCAAAGAGGAACUCUUUUUUGGCAUGCCCACAUAUCAUGGUUAAGGGCUACUGUUUAUGGACCAAUUAUCAUUCUCCCAAGGAGAAAUGAAUCCUAUCCAUUCCCUAAACCCCACAAGGAGAAGACUAUAGUAUUUGGUGAAUGGUGGAACAAUGAUACUGAAGCAGUUAUCAGCCAAGCCCUUCAAAGUGGCGGUGGCCCUAAUGUAUCGGACGCGUAUACCUUCAAUGGAUUCCCAGGGCCAUUGUACAAUUCAUGCACUGGAGCUAAAGGUAUGGCGGACACAUAUAAACUAAAGGUUAAGCCAGGGAAAACUUAUCUAUUGCGAUUGGUUAAUGCUGCACUCAAUGAUGAGUUAUUUUUCAGCAUAGCAAACCACACUAUGACAGUGGUUGAUGCAGAUGCACUCUAUGUAAAGCCAUUUAAGACUAAUAUCCUACUCAUUGCACCAGGCCAAACCACCAAUGUAGUCCUUAAAACCAAGCCAAAAACAAGCCACACCACUUACCUAAUGGCCGUAAGGCCUUAUUUCACCGGUAGUGGCACCUUCGACAACACCACCGCGGCAGCUAUCCUAGAGUAUAUAACACCAUCAAAGUCCUCCUCAUCAACCACUCACAAAAUCAUCAAUGUCACCUCCAAAGAUCUCCCUCGUCUCCCUUCCAUAAACGACACUUCAUUUGUGACAAAUUUCACUCGAAAAUUUCGAAGUUUGAACAGUGCUAAAUAUCCAACUAAUGUUCCAAAAACUGUUGAUAAACAUUUCUUUUUUACCGUAGGACUUGGAACUAACCCUUGCCCUAAGAACCAAACAUGCCAAGGGCCUAAUAAUCGUACCAAAUUUGCUGCCACAAUUAACAACAUUUCUAUGGCUCUUCCAUCAACUGCCCUCCUUCAAUCUCAUUUCUUUGGACAAAAUAAUGGAGUUUACUCCCCUAAUUUUCCUCAAGUUCCUCUUAUAAAAUUUAAUUACACAGGUACACCACCUAAUAACACCAAUGUGAUGAAUGGUACCAAAUUAUUAGUGAUCCCAUAUAACACAAAUGUGGAACUUGUUAUGCAAGACACUAGCAUUAUUAGUGCCGAGAGCCACCCUCUUCAUCUUCAUGGCUAUGAUUUCUACGUCGUUGGCCAAGGUUUUGGUAACUUCAACCCGAAAACAGACCCUGCCAACUACAAUCUUGUUGAUCCUGUUGCAAGGAACACCAUUGGCGUGCCAUCCGGUGGCUGGGUAGCCAUUCGAUUCAGGGCAGAUAACCCAGGAGUAUGGUUCAUGCAUUGUCAUUUUGAGGUGCACAUAAGUUGGGGACUUAGGAUGGCUUGGCUUGUUCUUGAUGGAAAACUACCCAAUCAGAAGGUGCCACGUCCACCAGCAGACCUUCCCAAAUGUUAAUCCAUAAGUCUUUGCUUUUUUGGGCGUCUACUCGAUCAUCAUAGUUUCUGAUUCAAUCUUUAUUGUAUUUUGUUUUGUUUAAUUAAUUUUGUUUUGUUAGGAUUAAGUUAUUUAUUUUUUGUUGGGAUGAAAUUGCUUGAGAGAGUUUGAUAGUAAAGCCAAAGAGAGUGAGGCAUUGAAUUGUAGAGUAUUUUGUUUGAAUAAUGGUGAUUUUGCACUAUUUUUUCCCCCAAAUUCCUUUCAAUAAAAAGCAUAUCAAAUUUAAAUA
Messenger RNA from Beta vulgaris subsp. vulgaris (sugar beet), 2105 nucleotides. Its product is annotated as laccase-17. Lineage: Eukaryota; Viridiplantae; Streptophyta; Magnoliopsida; Caryophyllales; Amaranthaceae. The record is from RefSeq and is a predicted model, not a curated record. Gene Ontology annotation, molecular function: copper ion binding; hydroquinone:oxygen oxidoreductase activity. The coding region runs from base 77 to 1837 and encodes 586 amino acids. The transcript has 6 exons. Gene Ontology annotation, biological process: lignin catabolic process. Gene Ontology annotation, cellular component: apoplast.